This is a messenger RNA of Brassica napus (rape), 1769 nucleotides long. Its product is annotated as homeobox protein knotted-1-like 4. Gene Ontology annotation, cellular component: nucleus. The transcript has 6 exons. The coding region runs from base 348 to 1508 and encodes 386 amino acids. NCBI's taxonomy places the organism in Eukaryota, Viridiplantae, Streptophyta, Magnoliopsida, Brassicales, Brassicaceae. Gene Ontology annotation, biological process: regulation of DNA-templated transcription. The record is from RefSeq and is a predicted model, not a curated record. Gene Ontology annotation, molecular function: DNA binding.
UUUGCCGUCAACUCCUACCAUCUUUAUUCUUAAAACGAUAGAGCUUUUCGUUGUCACAGUGAAUCUUAUUACUAUGUUACUACUUUAGACCUAAUCCCACACUUUACCACCAUCAAAUUAUUGGUAGCUAAAAGAAUAUAUAAUAAAUUUUAAAAUAAUGGCUACAUGAAUACAUUUCAAACAUUCAAACACACACAUAGUAUUACAUACCCAAACGCCAAACCCUUAUUUUUCAUUAUUGAGAUAACAUAACACUCAACACAAGAAAGAUCGUCAACGCUGAGAAAUCAUCUUUCCUUUCUUCAUCUUUCCCUCUCUGAAACAGAAGAUUUUUUUAAAAGAAAACGAUGGCGUUUCAUCACAAUCAUUUCAAUCACUUCACCGACCAACAACACCAGCCUCCUCUUCCUCCGCCGCCACAGCAGCAGGAACACCAUUUCCACGAAUCCACACCGCCUAACUGGCUCCUCCGCUCCGACAACAACUUUCUAAACCUCCACACUCCCGCCUCCGCCGCCGCAACAAGCUCUGAUUCUCCUUCAUCCGCCGCCGCUAACCAGUGGCUCUCUCGAUCCUCCUCCUUCCUCCAACGCGGCGGCGGCGGCGCCAACAACAAUAACGUCGGUUCUGGUGACGCCAUGGAAAACGUCGCCGGCGGAGAGGAGUCGAUGAUCGGCGAGAAUGCGAGACACAAGGCGGAGAUACUCUCUCAUCCACUAUACGAGCAGCUGUUGUCGGCACACGUGGCGUGCCUGAGGAUCGCAACGCCGGUGGAUCAGCUUCCGAGGAUCGACGCACAGCUCGCUCAGUCGCAGAACGUCGUGGCUAAGUACUCAACGUUAGACGCUGCUUCUCAAGGACUCAUCUCCGGUGAUGAUAAGGAGCUUGACCACUUCAUGUCGCAUUAUGUACUAUUGCUGUGCUCUUUUAAAGAACAACUACAACAACAUGUUCGUGUCCAUGCAAUGGAAGCUGUUAUGGCUUGUUGGGAGAUUGAGCAGUCUCUUCAAAGCUUCACUGGAGUGUCUCCUGGUGAAGGCACAGGAGCAACAAUGUCCGAAGACGAAGAUGAGCAAGUAGAAAGUGAUGCUCAUUUGUUUGAUGGAAGCUUAGAUGGGUUGGGGUUUGGUCCUCUUGUCCCCACUGAGAGUGAGAGAUCCUUGAUGGAACGAGUUAGACAAGAACUCAAACAUGAACUCAAGCAGGGCUAUAAGGAGAAAAUUGUAGACAUAAGAGAGGAGAUAUUGAGAAAGAGAAGAGCUGGGAAAUUACCAGGAGACACCACCUCGGUUCUCAAAGCUUGGUGGCAGUCUCAUUCUAAAUGGCCUUACCCUACUGAGGAAGAUAAGGCGAGGUUGGUGCAGGAGACGGGUUUGCAGCUCAAACAGAUAAACAAUUGGUUCAUCAAUCAAAGAAAGAGGAAUUGGCAUAGCAAUCCAUCUUCUUCCACCGCCUCAAAGAACAAACGCAGAAGUAAUGCAGGUGAAAAUAGCGGAAGAGAGCGUUGAAGUCAGUUUGUAGCUGUGCAUGGAAAGAUCCAAUAGCUUGAUAGAAGGUUGGAGAUGCAAAGAUAAAACUCCUACACAAAACCAGCGUAGAAAGUAUUUUUGUGACUUCAUAUGUUGUAUUAGGGAGCACAAAAACCCCAAAAGACCAAGAAGUAGAAGCAUGAUUUGUAAUAUGAGGCUAAGAUGGAAUUUGUGAUAGGAUCGUUACUACCAUCCCCAUUAUUAUCAUGUCUUGUGAAUAACAAGGAGUUUCUCUUUUAA